Molecule: messenger RNA, 3100 nt
Organism: Plodia interpunctella (Indianmeal moth)
Lineage: Eukaryota; Metazoa; Arthropoda; Insecta; Lepidoptera; Pyralidae
Exons: 17
Coding region: 149-2764 (871 amino acids)
Biological process (GO): dephosphorylation
Molecular function (GO): phosphatase activity
Source: RefSeq, a predicted model, not a curated record
UAUUCAUAGCGGCAGAGUUGAUUAUUCUAUAUAUCUCGAUAUAAGCGGAGCGGAAGCUUGGCUCAUCGCAGUCGAAAUCAGCACGCGGCGCGCCCGCCGUCUCCUCGUGCUAGGCGGGAGCGAGCACUCGUAUAUACGCAGGGGGAAAAUGCGCGCUGUGUAUGUGGUGAUAGCAUUCGCGGCCACGCUAGCCUGGGGGCUGGACGCCACCACGGCAGGGCUCGUCGUCGAACACACCGCCGCACUAGACAUGCCCGACCACUUGGACGACACCGAACUGUUAGCGGCAUUUGUGAUAUUUCGACAUGGUGACCGCACGCCGGAUCAGGAAGAAUUAGACCUGCUUACAAAGGGAGAAAAUCAUAAAGAUGUAUUCUUUCCUUACGGAAUGAAGGCACUCACAAAUAAAGGGAAGCAGUGCGGAUACCGGAUCGGGCAAUACUUAAGGGAUAGAUACGAUGGCUUCAUAUCGCGGCUGUACCUCCCCGAUGAAGUAGUGGUCAGAACCACAGACUACGACCGGACCAAAAUGACGGCGCUGACAGCUCUAGCCGCCAUGUACCCACCGAUGCCUGCUCAAAAAUGGAACAUAAACUUGGACUGGCAGCCAGUGCCAUAUAAUACCCUAGAUGCUAACGUUGAUGAUUUGUUAUACUGGUAUAAUUCUAUCUAUCUCAAGAAAAGGGCUCAAGUGUAUGAAGAGACGCCUAAAAUCCAAGCAUGGGUGAGACCCUACGAAAAAGUCUUUUCUUAUCUAUCCGAGAAGACUGGAAGCAACAUCACAAGUUGUCUAGAUACAUUUAAUUUAGAUAACCUUUUCCAAACACUGGACAAUGUUGGAAUCAAACCACCAAAAUGGGCACAGGUUGUGAUGCCACAGAUUCAACAGCUAACUAAAAUUGAAUACGCCGUGGAGUAUUACAAUACAGAACUGAAGAAGAUAGCAGCAGGAGUACUGAUGCAGGAGAUAAUGGACGCGAUGAACGCUGCAAUCAGAGGCUACGAGGACCAGCCAAAGCUGCGUCUGUACUCGGCACACGAGAACAACGUGGCCGCCCUGAUGGCAGCCACUAGGGUGUUCGUGCCUCAUCAGCCUAGUUACGGCUCCACCUUCUCAUUAGAGCUCAGGAGGAGGAACACCACAGGGGAAUUUGUUGUUGCGGCCCCAUAUGCAAAAGAUGCCGGCGGGCCCGCCGAACUGCUCCCUGUGCAAGGGUGCGGUGGCAAUCUUCUAUGCGACUACGACACCUUCUCAUCAUUAGUGGCCGACACUCUGAUGUCUCAUGACGAAUUUAAGAAACAGUACUGUACAGCUGUCUGUCCAGUACCCGAUGCCCGUAUUCCGAGGAACACCGCUUCGAGUUUUGUGCACUUCAAAGUGGUGUUGUCGUAUGUGUUUGUGUACUUAAAUGACAAGUUAAAAUCAGAAUAUGCAACGCGGAUUAGCGGAAGGCGGUCGGAUUUAGGCUCAAUAUGUAGACGUGCUGACCAACGGAAAAUGAAAGAGGGCCGCGAGAAUGAGUCUACAGAACCGGCGGAGACGGCGACAGCAUUGCCGAUGGUGGCGGGCGGCCGCAUCGAGCAUGUUUGCUGCUGCAUCGGCGUAUUGGUUGGCGUGUUGCUCAUCGCCACCCUCGUAGCUGUAAUAUUAAUGAAAGAUAGCACUGUUGAUGUCACAGCACUGCGCCAAGUCCAUGUGUUAAUGUCGCAUGGAGAACGCACUCCGAGCGAGAAGGAACUGGCCAUGCUCGGGGCUCCGCCACCGGACCAUGUAUUUUCACCGUACGGCGCCGGCGCUAUGACGAAUGAAGGCAAAAUGCUAACCUUCGAAAUGGGCGCAUUACUUAGGAAGAGAUACAACCAAUUCUUGGGGCCUUAUUACGAAGCUGAUAAAAGCAUCGUCAUAGCAUCUGACACGGACCUGAGCAAGAUGACGGCUCUGCUAAUAGCGGCAGGACUAUGGCCGCCCCAGGAGCCACAGAUCUGGAAUGAAACACUAGUAUGGCAACCAGUGCCAUACACUUACCCGCAUCCGAGUAACGACUUUUUGUUAUACCACGAGAACUGCCCUCGCUACAACCAAGAGAAGCAGCGAAUACUAAAGGCAUUCAUCAACGAAGGUUUCCUAACUCCCUACCGGGACCUUUUCGUCAGGAUAGCGCAUCUCACAUCAACCAACUUCAGCACACCGCAAGAUGCCUACUAUUUGAAUAAUUUGUUCAUUAUACAGGAUGAUAUCAAAGUGGCGAACCCGAAGUGGGCUAAGUAUGUCAAGAGAAGGCUGAUGGACAUCGCCAGGUUGGAGUACUCCAUGAUGUUCCACAAUAAUUUACUGCGGAAACUCAGUGGUGGUGCCCUUUUACAACAGAUAAUAAAGGAAGCAGCAUCAAUUACAACGGGUGCGCCCACGCCGCGCGUGAUCGUGCGAACGGGCACGCCCGUGACGGUGGCAGCUUUGCUUGCCGCGUGUGUGGCGCCCCCGCCGCGUCUACCCGACCCGGGGGCGGCAUUGCUGUUCGAGCUACACGAAAGAAUGCCUUCUGCGCAAGGGAAGAAGGAUCAGAAUGCUUUGACUGACGAACAGAGGUUCGGUUUUAAGAUAUAUUAUUGGGAUGACGACUCAGCAGAGCCGCGACUCAUGGAAGUACCAGGCUGUAACACACUAUGUCCAUUGGAAACUUUCAUAGAACUAUCCAAACAUAUAAUUACGCAAGAGUACAAGAAAGAUUGCACGCUGGUUUCCGAACAGGCUGCCAAUAUGUGAUAAAUAUUUCGUUAACUUUUCUUUCAACUAUCAUUGAGUAACUGGCAAAAAAUUAAAAAUAUGAAAGAAUUGUGAAUCGAUAUAUGAAUUCAAGUUUGCACAACUUAAGAAAAAGUACAUGGCCGUUUUUAAAAAAAUAUGUGUGGUCUCUUUUAUUGAUGAUUACUGGACUAUGAAAGUGCAUAAAGUAUUGUUGCGCAGUUAAUUAUACUGUAUUGCACGUGCCCUAAAGCACGCGUAAUUUUAGUUAUUAUAAUUUUAAUAACGAAAGGACUAAGGCUGUGCCUAUUUUAAAUAAGUCUCAAUGGACAAAGAAAUAAAGUGUCAUUGCAGUAA